This is a messenger RNA of Pimephales promelas (fathead minnow), 2342 nucleotides long. It is a transcript of the gene rgs7b, whose product is annotated as regulator of G protein signaling 7b. The record is from RefSeq and is a predicted model, not a curated record. NCBI's taxonomy places the organism in Eukaryota, Metazoa, Chordata, Actinopteri, Cypriniformes, Leuciscidae. Gene Ontology annotation, cellular component: plasma membrane; cytoplasm; neuron projection. Gene Ontology annotation, biological process: G protein-coupled receptor signaling pathway; regulation of G protein-coupled receptor signaling pathway; intracellular signal transduction. Gene Ontology annotation, molecular function: GTPase activator activity.
CGUGCAUGAGCGCGCGUGUGAUUGGCCGCUGAUCUCUGCGCGUUCACGCUCUAGUUGUGAGAUUUGCGCGCCGCCGUUCGCUGUGAGAAGAGGAGAGGAGAGGAAAGCGAUAGUUGUUACACCGAGGGGCAAAUAACUCAUCGAUUCCGAUGAAUAACUGCCUCCGCUACCCCUGCAGCUGACGCACCGCCCCGAGGAGCGACGCGCGCGAUUCUGUGAGGAGUACGGCUCAGCUUGAGGAAUGGCUCAGCUGGGCUCGGCUCAGACUCAGAGCACUAAUGGAGUGGCGGAUGAGUCUCCCAACAUGCUGGUGUACAGGAAAAUGGAAGAUAUCAUCGCUCGCAUGCAGGACGAAAAGAACGGGAUUCCCAUCCGGACCGUCAAGAGCUUUUUGUCCAAGAUCCCCAGUGUGUUUUCAGGCUCUGAGAUCGUCCAGUGGAUGCAGAAGAACCUGAGCAUUGAGGAUCCAGUGGAGGCUCUUCAUCUGGGAACACUGAUGGCCGCUCACGGUUAUUUCUUCCCCAUAUCGGAUCACGUCCUCAUCCUGAAGGACGACGGGACCUUCUACCGGUUUCAGACGCCGUACUUCUGGCCAUCAAACUGCUGGGAGCCAGAGAACACUGACUAUGCCGUUUACCUCUGUAAGCGAACGAUGCAGAAUAAAGCUCGUCUGGAGUUGGCCGAUUAUGAAGCUGAGAGUUUGGCGAGACUACAGAGAGCUUUUGCACGUAAAUGGGAGUUUAUAUUUAUGCAAGCAGAAGCACAAGCGAAAGUGGACAAAAAACGGGACAAAAUCGAGCGUAAGAUCCUGGACAGUCAGGAGCGGGCAUUCUGGGACGUGCACAGGCCGGUGCCUGGCUGUGUGAACACAACUGAAGCCGACAUAAAGAAAUCCUCACGGAUGAAGCAGCCGCACAAAACACGGAAGUCAGUUUACGGUUUACAGAACGACAUCCGGAGCCUCAGUCCGACUCACACACCAAUACCAGAGGUGAAGGAGCCCACGGAGGACGAGCUGCGGGACCAGAUCCAGCACUGGCACACACAGCUGGACCGACACCGGUUAAAGAUGUCCAAAGUGGCAGAGAGUUUGCUGGGUUACUCAGAACAGUAUGUGGAGUACGACCCGUUCUUCACCACACCGGAGCCGUCCAACCCCUGGAUCUCUGAUGACAUCACUUCCUGGGAGCUGGAGGCCAGUAAAGAGCCCGGGCAGCAGCGGGUGAAGCGCUGGGGAUUCGGGUUCAACGAGGUUCUGAAGGAUCCAGUCGGGAGAGAACAGUUCCUGAAGUUCCUGGAGUCUGAGUUCAGCUCGGAGAACCUGAGGUUCUGGCUGUCGGUGCAGGAGCUGAAGAAGCGGCCCAUCCGGGAGGUUCCCAGCAGAGUUCAGGAGAUCUGGGAAGAGUUCCUCGCUCCGGGAGCGCCCAGUGCCAUCAACGUCGACUCCAAGAGCUACGACAAGACCACGCAGAACGUCAAAGACCCCGGCCGAUACGCUUUCGAAGACGCUCAGGAGCACAUCUAUAAGCUGAUGAAGAGUGACUCGUACAGCCGCUUCAUCAGGUCGAGCGCCUACCAGGAGAUGCUGCAGGCCAAGAAAAAGAAAAGCAAGAAUCUGUUCUAGGAUCUGAAUCCCAGCCGUCCCUGAUCGAGACGCUGUAUAAUCACUCUCCUCUGCCGGGGAUUAUGGGGAUUAUCUGUACAUUACUGUAUCUACGGCUCGUCAUCACGGGGCGUCUCGUUCCUCCACGGGGAUUCAGGAGAGCCAGUCGUCAUCCGCGAGUCUGAGCGCAUUCUUCCGGUGUGUGAACACACAUUCAUCCGCUUCGUCCUUCAUGCAUCUGACCGCUCACACUUCUUUUUAUACCACAUGUUCCCUUGUUUUGUAGACGUGUUCAGAUCAUGAGGAGAUACACACUCCCUGAAUGAUGAACGCCGUAUAAGACAGACUCUCGCGAGUGUUAGCGUCACACACUUUUGAUUUAAAAACAGUAAAAACAUCCUUCACAGAAAGAUCCGGCUUUCAUAGACAACCGUGUCUGAGGUCGAGGACGUCUCGUUUUUGAAGCUCCCUCACAUUGGCAAUAAAAACAGCGGUCAAUACACAUACAUUCGUACAUUAAGCUCAUUUAAGGUCAUUGUUGUUCAGAAUAGCGUGAUACGUCAUCGCUCGCGUCACACUGUACGUCACUCCUUCUGUCGGGCUUUUGAGGAACGUUCCUGCGAUCCAAAGAUUAUCAGCGGAGAGAACGGAAAAGUGUCUUGCUUGUUUCAUUUACAAUAUAGAUUCUAUGACUCUGUACAUAAUUCCAAUAUUAAAUAAAGAGACUCGAGAGAUGAAA